Molecule: messenger RNA, 3913 nt
Organism: Physcomitrium patens
Lineage: Eukaryota; Viridiplantae; Streptophyta; Bryopsida; Funariales; Funariaceae
Product: disease resistance protein Roq1
Biological process (GO): signal transduction; defense response
Molecular function (GO): protein binding; ADP binding
Source: RefSeq, a predicted model, not a curated record
ACCCUUCCCGCCUUGCUGACUUUCGUGGCUAUUAUGGAUGGAGCAAGUUGUCGGUCUAGAUUCUAUUUUAGUACUAUUUGUAUUUUUAUCCAGUUGUGUGCAUCUUAAGCAACUUCCAUUCGAAACUUCGCUGUAAGCUGUCCCUCCCCGUCGCAGGAGAGUAUCUGCCUCAGUGGCGGAGCUCAUUGCUUUCAUCAUUCGGCGCCGGAAGAGAGAUCCAUGUGGUAUUUUGAAGCCCCGGCUCGGCCAGGUCAACGAGUACGUGAAAGUAAUGGCUAACACUCACAGCCGUGCUUUCCGACUCCGUAGGAACAGAUUGGCCUAACUGCGACAGGGAAUGGAUCGGCAUCAAGUCAAUUGGGACUCGCCGCUGGAACCCAAACAUAAGAUAUUUUUGAGCCAUAGCGGGGCUCAGAAAAGCUUUGUGGAGGCAUUAUGUGAUCAACUGGAGGACGUUCGUCGUUUCCCUUUCUUUGAUAAACGCGCUGACAGCUUACCACUGGGUGAGAGAUUUCCAGACUUGAUCUUCCAAGCUGCGCAGCAAUGUCGGGUGGCAGUAGUGAUUUUGUCAGAGGAGUACUUCACGACCAAGUGGCCCAUGCUCGAGCUGGUUGCUUUCAUGCAAGCACGAGAAUCAGAUAUCAAUAAACCCAAGAUUCUCCCUCUUUUCUUCAAAACAUCACUAUCUGAAUUGGGUGAUACGACAAGGCGUAAUCACUGGUUCUCGGCGUGGGAAGUUUUGGCACAAGCGGAUCACAGGGUCAAGCUUGGCAAAUGGAAGGAUGCUUUGAAGCAGUUGCCCUCUUUCAAAGGUAUUGAAUACGUCAAGCGGGGAGAAAGUCCGUAUCAAGAGGACUCUGUGAAAGCGUAUCGAGACGUCGUUGUAAGCUAUCUCUGCGAUCUAGUUCCCCCUGAUGUUUGGUGGGAUGAUUCAGAUGUUCAAGGGAGGUUGCGAAUAUGUCGGAGAAUACUCGGAAAAUUUGAGAAAACCUGUGAAUCCCUUAGAAAUGGGGUGCGCGUGGUGGGCUUGUAUGGCACGGGCGGAAUCGGCAAAACAACCUUUUGUAAGGUUUUAUGCAAUGAGCUUGAUAAGAAGUUCCAUGGAAAGGUGUGUCAUGCAGAACUUGGCAACCCCACACUAGAGUUGUUGAAGGUCGUAAUAAAAACCCUCACAGACACAGCAAAGCAACAGUUUGAGCACUGGACGGAGGACCAGUGCCGAAAUUAUUUGAAGCAUGAAGUACGGAGGAGGGCAACAUUUUUGGCUCUAGACAAUGUGUCAAUUGAGUCACUCGAUCAAGCCAAAAUGUACCUUGACGCGGAUUUUCACAAAGAUAGUAUGGUGCUAGUGACAGCUCGUUCUCUCAGCAUACUUACAUCACACCUUAAAAUCAACGAAAGCCACUGUAUGGAGAUGCCAGAGCUUGAGAGAGAAGAGGCGACUAAACUGUUUCUCAACCAUGCCGCACCUGAUUACGACUCUUUUGGGGACAAAGACCACGACAACGAUAUCCAAAGAUGUGUUGAGGAGUGCCUUUACAGCAAGGGUGAAAAUUUUGGUUCCCACUAUCAUCCACUAGCACUAAAAGUGUUGGGUGAGCAGCUGCGGAGUUCCGACCCUUCUGAAUGGCAGGACGUAUUAGACGAGGAACCCGAUAAGUUCAACCUCUUAGGGGAAACAACACAUCGUGUCUUCAGCGUUCUCAAAAGAAGCUACAACAGCUUACGUGAAGACGACCAGCUUUUUUUUAUGGAUGUGGCUCUUUAUACACCUGAAAAGUAUAUCUUCCUUGAGGUACCUGGAAACAUUUUCUAUUGGCUAAGCAUGGUCCACAACUUGGAGGUAACUCAAGUCCGCAGACGGUUGGAGCGCCUAAAGACGAGAGGGAUGUUGGAGGACUUGGGUGAUGGCUUUCGCAGUAUUGCCAUGCACGAAUUAUUCCGCGAGCUUGCGAAAAUGGAAGUGAAAGCAGUGGACUUUGAUACCCGACGAUGUGUUUAUGAGACUGACGAUAUUACAGAGCUUCAGAGAAAAAGAUCCGGCAAUUGUUGCUCAAAGUUGGUCAGAAUUGCAUUGACAGACUGCUUUGAUCUGGAAAGCUUUGCGGGUAUCAAAUGGCAUUAUUUCUCGAAUCUUGUUGUCUUGAAGCUUUUCAGAUGCGACCUCGACGAUGAUGACUUGAACUUGGAAGGGUUGGAGCUCCUGAGGUCUUUGGAUGCUUACGAUUGUUCACGCCUCAGCAAACUUCCAGGGCUGCAAGCGUUGAAAUACUUGACCUAUUUGAGGUUGACUGAUGUUCCGAUCAGGAAUAAAACUCUGGAUCAUCUGCCAGUGUCACUCAAGCAUUUGCACUUGCAAGGUCAUAUGGAGCUUUACCGUCCGCCAAACCUUGACCACUGUACCAAUUUACGCGAGCUCACACUACAGCUAUGUCCUGAAAUGUUCAUGUUUCCAGAUUUGAGCAAGCUAAGUUCGUUGCGGAAGAUAUUCUUCUCUGGCUGUUAUAAAGCGCACACCGUCAGGGGUUUGAACUCACAACUGUCUAAGUUAGAAUCUCUGAGGGUUGUUGGAAACGCGAGUAGGUCGGUGAGUUGCCCGGGUCUUGGUGAAUUGAUCGGCUUGCAAGAACUUCAACUCCGACAGAUUGAUUCCAUGGAACCCGCCGAUUUGCAGAAGCUUACCAAUCUGAAGGUGUUGGAGAUCUUGAGUAACAAGCUCACAAGGUUGUCGGGGCUUGAAAGGCUUACCAAUUUGGAGGCGCUCUCCCUCAAGGGAUGCAUUGUGUUGAGGAGCUUGGAAAACCUUCGGCAGUUACCUGCAUUGCGUCUUCUCAAUGUUGGAGGUUGCUGCAAUUUAAGAUCUCUCAAGGUUUACGAUUGUGCAUCCUUAACCAUGUGCCUGGGGUUAAGUGACCUAGCUGCCUUGGAAGAACUAUAUCUAUGUAAUGUUGGUGUUAAGGAGGUCCCGUACAUGAAAGAACUGUAUCUGCGCAAUGUUGGUCUUCUGUCCACUGUGGAACCGCAGGGUGAGCCGAACUUUGCCAAACUAAAAAUUCUCAAUCUCCACGGGUGCACUGAAUUGAAGAGUUUGGAGGACAUAGGGCCUUUACCUGCGUUGCAGCAACUUGAUGUCUCAUGCUGCAGCAAGCUAGAAGAACUGCCAGAUUUGGGCAGCUCCAGCAAACUUGAACUGCUUAAUUUCUCGCAGAGUGCAGUGCAACUACGAUACAGAGAUGUUUACAGACUUGCUUCCAUGCCGCUACUAAGUCCAGUAACCAUUGUGAAGGAGGAUUCGGUUGACUCUAGGUAGAAGAAGAAGCAAAGCAUGCCGGAGCUGAAGUGUUGUGGAAUGGAUUACAAAACCUUCGUGGAGACGAAUACUUACUAUAUGCUCAAGAGGAAAGCCCGGAGGCUUUGAUGAGGAAGAAGAGUAUUCAUUGCUUCGAAGACUUUAAUCCUGUGUCAUGUGAAAUUCGGCCCUUAAGUGAUCCUUGCUUUAGCAUCCCAACAAAAAUCAUAUGCAAGCUCAUUGAGCUUCGAUUACCCAACUUUCUUUAGAAUGCAUUCUCAAUUUCAGUAGACCUCCUUGAUGCAGCAAAAGAUACUUCCAAACGUAUAGUCCUAAUCUGAAUCUGCUUGAUGUUACACGACUCUGCUUGUUGAAUAUGAUUUGGUGAAGGAAGAGUGUGCAGACUCUUCAGAUUACAAGAUCGUUAGAUUGUUGUCCCGUUGGCUGCUUUGAGUUGUGAUCAGAACCCAGAAUCUGUACGUAUCAUAUCCUCAGAGUUGCAAAAUCAACACCUUGGUUAUAACUUCUAGCAACUCAAAAUGUCUGAUUGUAUUUAUAUGCUGCACGUUGAGGCAAUUGUAUAGGGACAACAUUGAAUCGGAAUACUGAGCUCAUUGGUCAUGA